Impatiens glandulifera is the source of this 988-nucleotide messenger RNA. Its product is annotated as very-long-chain (3R)-3-hydroxyacyl-CoA dehydratase 2. NCBI's taxonomy places the organism in Eukaryota, Viridiplantae, Streptophyta, Magnoliopsida, Ericales, Balsaminaceae. The record is from RefSeq and is a predicted model, not a curated record. The coding region runs from base 84 to 746 and encodes 220 amino acids. The transcript has 10 exons. Gene Ontology annotation, molecular function: 3-hydroxyacyl-CoA dehydratase activity. Gene Ontology annotation, biological process: sphingolipid biosynthetic process; very long-chain fatty acid biosynthetic process; fatty acid elongation. Gene Ontology annotation, cellular component: endoplasmic reticulum membrane.
UAAUAAUAGUAAGGAUAAAGAAAGAAAGAAAGGAAAAGAAGAAGAAACCAGGAGACCAAUCGUUUGGAGAUUGAGUAACAACAAUGUCCGGAUCCUUGUCGAAUCUGUAUCUCGCUGGUUACAACUCUCUUCAGGCCGCUGGAUGGACAAUAUCUCUGUUGAAGAUAUUGAAUAACUUUAUUACUGCCAAAUCGUUCAACGGCGCCUAUGCCUCUGCCGGAGAUCAGCUCUGUUUUCUACAAGCUUUCGCUUUCUUGGAGGUUAUUCAUGGAGCAAUUGGUAUUGUUCCUAGUGGAUGGGUUAAUCCCUUAUUUCAAUGGGCAGGAAGGUCCAAUUUCCUAUUGCUGAUUGUUAGACCAAUUUAUGAGGUCCAGGAGCUACCUGCUGUUUACUUGACAUUAAUUGCUUGGUGCCUAAUUGAGGUAGUCAGAUAUCCAUACUAUGCUUUUACUUGUAUAGGAGAUUGCCCGUACUUGAUCACUUACCUCAGGUACACAGCAUUUAUUGUAUUGUAUCCUGUUGGGAUGAUUGCUGAAAUGUGGCUCAUGUACCAAGCACUUCCUUACAUAAAAGAUAAAAGUCUCUAUGCAGAUUCAUUUAAAAGUCUUCAUUUUAGCUACUGCGACCUGGUUAAGGUUAUACUUUUGGUGUACCCACUUGUCUUUCCCAAGCUUUACCUGCAUCUAUUCAGGCAGCGGAAGGCAAAGCUUUUUGGUAAAACACACGAGAAGAAGAAGAGAAGAUGACAAACAAAAACCAUUGAGCACCUGUAUUAAUCUUGUAAGAUUUUUGGGGAAGCAAUGGGCUGCCUAGGAAGCUUGAAAUAUGGUGUGACUGUAUAUUGUCAAGUUUGUAAGGAGAAUGAAUACCUCUUUUGUUUUUGCAUUUGAAUUAUAGCAUGUAAUGGAAUGAUUCAAUACUCACAAUAUGUUGGUAAAAUCUGUCGUGUUUAAUUGAAUUAAUGCUAUAUAUAUUGGAGUUUGGUCUC